AUGGCACAAAGGAAAUCAUUAUUGUUCUAUUUAGCAGUUAUUUUUGUGGUACUGAGCACAUUGAGCCAUGAAGUUGAAGCCAGAAGAAAAAUCUUGCGAGGAAGAAGAGUUAUGACCCGCACAUAUUAUCAUGGAAACUCCGUGCCUGCUUGGGCGAUCAGCUUGAUGUCUGGCAUCGGAAUGUUAUUAGUUGGUGGAGUGCUUUACGCAAUUAUGAGAAAGAUGGUACUGUCAGCAGAGACCGGUUCAUUAAACACAUACCAGCCAGCUAUGCAAAAUGAUCAAGUGUAA
Molecule: messenger RNA, 291 nt
Organism: Pieris macdunnoughi
Lineage: Eukaryota; Metazoa; Arthropoda; Insecta; Lepidoptera; Pieridae
Source: the annotation of a GenBank genome assembly